AUGGUCAAUCUCGCACAGGCAUGGGCAGAGGAGUAUGCUACAGUCGAGUCUAAUGUUUCCAUUGAAGUCUCCGGUGGCGGUUCAGGAACCGGCAUCGCUGCGCUGACUAGCGGCACGGUGGACAUCGCGAAUUGUAGCCGUCAAAUAGCCUCAGAGGAGGUUGAACGUAUCAAACAGAAUACUGGCGAAGCACCGAAAGAGUUCAUCGUUGGAUACGACGGCCUCGCUGUUUACGUCCACAAGGACAACCCACUGGCUGAAAUCUCCAUAGAGCAACUUGCUAGCAUCUACGGAGAAGGUGGAAACAUAACUCAAUGGUCUCAACUCGGCAUCGAAAAUAGCAAGUGCCUCAAUGACGAGAUUAUUCGGGUGAGCCGACAAUCGAAUUCUGGGACAUUCGUCUAUUUCCGCACAGCAAUACUGGGCAAGAAUCGCGACUAUAAACUCGGUUCAAGAGAUUUACACGGUUCCAAGGCUGUCGUCGAACUCAUCGCACAUACGCCGUGUGCAAUUGGCUAUAGCGGCAUGGGAUAUGCCACGGAAGAGGUAAAGAUGCUCAAAAUUGCCAAAACCGCCGGUGAUACCGCCUAUGGUACGUUUAGCGUGACUGCCUUAGCGAUGGUUAUAGCUGUACCGUUUGGACUUGGGGCAGCUAUCUUCGUGUCUGAAUUUUGCGGACCGAAACUGAAGGAGACGCUCAAAAUCGUCAUCGAGUUACUCGCGGCGAUUCCGUCCGUUGUGUGGGGUUUCAUCGGCUUAACGGUGAUGAACGCACUGAUUAUCAAGAUAUUCAAAGUGCCGAUUGGCUUGACGAUGCUAAACGGUGGCAUCAUUCUGUCACUGAUGAGCGUCCCCAUUAUUGUCUCAAUCGGCGAAGACGCGCUCAAAGCUGUUCCGGAUUCGUAUCGAGAAGCAGCUGAAGCACUCGGCGCGACGCGAUGGCAGGUAAUUUAUCGUGUGUUGCUGCCCACAGCGAAGAAUGGGCUGCUUGCAGCGGUGCUAUUGGGCGUUGGGCGCGCUGUAGGUGAAACCAUGGCGGUGCUGAUGACAACAGGUCACGCGGUCAAUAUGCCGACUAGUCCUUUCGAUUCCGUCCGCACAUUGACCGCCACGAUUGCAGCCGAAUUAGGUGAGGCAGCAGUGGGCGGUGAUCACUAUCGUGUGUUGUUUAUCAUCGGCGUUUUGUUAUUUUCAAUUACAUUUAUUGUGAACUUUGUCACUGACCUUGUGAUUAAAGGUAUCCGUGGAAAGGCGUAG
Geodia barretti is the source of this 1257-nucleotide messenger RNA. The record is from the annotation of a GenBank genome assembly. Lineage: Eukaryota; Metazoa; Porifera; Demospongiae; Tetractinellida; Geodiidae.